CGUUGCAGCUCUUUCCAUCCACAAUCUAUCUGCUGCCAUGAGGAGCUUUCUGAUCAUCUGCUUCAUCUGCGUUCUUCACUUUUUCGGGGUUGCCAAUGGAUCCACUGAUAUGCCCGAGGAAUCCUUUCCUCCGCCUCCCGGAUUCAACGCUCCCGAGCAGGUGCACAUAACGCAAGGCGAUCACGAUGGGCGGAGCAUGAUAAUUUCGUGGGUGACGCCGGUGCAUCCAAGCCCUAACGCCGUCACGUAUUGGGAGGCGGAGGGCGGCCACAGGCAUAAGUCUCACAAGUCUAACGCCGUUACGACGACGUAUCGGUAUUAUAACUACACUUCGGGUUUUAUUCAUCACGCCACCACUAGGAAACUCAAGUAUGAUACCAAGUAUAUUUAUGAAAUUGGGCACCAAAACGCAUCCAGGAGGUUCUCAUUCACAACUCCUCCUCAACCAGGACCUAAUGCUCCUUACACUUUUGGAGUAAUUGGGGACUUAGGGCAAACAUACGAUUCAAAUCGAACUUUGGAGCAUUAUAUGUCUCAUAGCAAUGCCCAAACAAUGCUGUAUGUUGGAGAUCUAUCGUAUGCAGACAAUCAUCCUUUCCAUGACAACACCAGGUGGGAUAUUUGGUCACGGUUCGUUGAGAAGAGUGCUGCAAAUCAGCCCUGGAUUUGGACUGCCGGCAACCAUGAAAUCGACAUGGCCCCUGAAAUCGAUGAGAAUACACCAUUCAAGCCAUUUAUGCAUCGAUUUCAUACUCCUUACAUGGCCUCGGGUAGCAUCUCUCCUUUGUUUUACUCGAUCAAGCGUGGACCGGCCUACAUUAUUGUGUUGUCGUCCUACUCGAGUUUUGCCGUUUACACCCCUCAAUACCAGUGGUUUCACGAUGAGCUACCUAAGGUGAACCGAUCCGAGACUCCAUGGCUGAUUGUGUUGGUCCAUGCACCGCUGUACAACAGCAACGAGCAUCACUACAUGGAAGGCGAAGGGAUGAGGGUUAUGUUCGAGGAUGCGCUUGUGAAGUACAAAGUCGACAUUGUCUUUUCCGGACAUGUCCAUGCCUACGAGCGCUCGCACCGGAUAUCGAAUGUGCAAUAUAACAUCACAAAUGGACUAAGCACGCCGAUUAGAGAUCCCUCUGCUCCUGUGUAUAUUACAAUUGGCGAUGGCGGAAACAUCGAAGGCCUCGCCAACGAGUACACAUCUCCACAGCCCGCUUACUCGGCCUACCGGGAGGCAAGUUUCGGCCAUGGAUUACUCGAGAUCAAGAACAGCACCCACGCCUUCUUCACAUGGCAUCGAAACCAGGACAGUGAACGUACUGUGACCGACUGCUCGUGGUUCUACAACAGACAUUGGCUCCCACACGAAGAGCCUACUUGUGAUCCAAAAACGGUUUAGAGGUUUGGGAUUCUUGAAGCAAUUUAGGCGAUUAAUUCGGUCCCUAUAGAUUUCAUUAACAUAGUUAUUUUUUUUUUUUAAAAAAUUUAGUUACAUUAGUUUUGAGCCUAAUUUAGGCUGAAUUUUGCU
This is a messenger RNA of Andrographis paniculata, 1525 nucleotides long. RefSeq names its product purple acid phosphatase 5-like. Bases 38 to 1396 code for a protein of 452 amino acids. The transcript is spliced from 8 exons. Gene Ontology annotation, molecular function: acid phosphatase activity; metal ion binding. The record is from RefSeq and is a predicted model, not a curated record. NCBI's taxonomy places the organism in Eukaryota, Viridiplantae, Streptophyta, Magnoliopsida, Lamiales, Acanthaceae.